This is a messenger RNA of Colletotrichum navitas, 1268 nucleotides long. RefSeq lists its product as uncharacterized. The coding region runs from base 1 to 792 and encodes 263 amino acids. NCBI's taxonomy places the organism in Eukaryota, Fungi, Ascomycota, Sordariomycetes, Glomerellales, Glomerellaceae. The transcript has a single exon. The record is from RefSeq and is a predicted model, not a curated record.
AUGGCCAAGGAAAGCCGCUCGUCCGUUGGACAGACGGGGGGAAAUCGUGCAAAGGCCAUCAAGGCCGGCCGCUGGUACCUUAAGGACACCGCCACCCGCCAUCUCGCGGUUGACGGCCCCGAAAGUGCAGUUCCAGGCUACUCAUUUUGUACGGAAUGUCGCAGCCUCGCAACAUACAAGACUUUUGACGACGCCGCUUCGCAUCUGCAACGGCAACAUCUCCUAGUGACGGGCAUUCACCCGAACAAGGCAGAGUUGCGAGCCUUGUGUCACCGCUUCCAACAGCAUUUUCUGAGGGAAACUAUCGAAACAGAGCAUGGAAGUAGUGUUAUAGCCGCGCUCACCAGCCUGAGCGGACAGACAUCGCGCCUAGACAGAAUCUAUUGGUGGAAAGCGGGGGUUGUCUGCGAAUCGGACCAUUUCCUAGUCAUGCUUCGAUAUGAACAUUCGAUCGCUGACAGGAAGAAGAUCCUUGAAUCCGGCCUAGGUGGAAGCAAGCCAGUGUUGACGUUGAUGAAAGAUGUGCUGCCUUGGGGGGAGUUGGCGGCUCGUGGGUUGGGCGACGAGGGCAGGGUGGAGAUCGACGGCGGCGGCAAGGACGACGGUGGCCCAAUCUGGACGAAAAGCCACGGCGCGGUGGAUGGCCGUGAUGAAGAUGACAUAUCGGAGACCGUCCCAGUCAAGUGUAUCCUUGGAAGUCCUCCUCUGGGCUUGGCUGGUUUUGUUGGGUCCGACCGAGGUGGCGGCCAUGGGUCGAAAGAAAGGCCGAUAAUAACUCUUUGGCCGGAAUGACUUGGUCUUGAACCCAAGCAAGACUCUCCGCUACUGAUUCUAUCACCUCUACUCUCAAAGACCCCGAAGCCAGCCCGCUGAUUCUCCCCGUCCACUCCCACCUGAUAACCUCUUUCCCUUUCGCGCCAGUCAUCAAGUUUCCACAAUGUCCGUCGAUAUGCACCCUCUUCAAUGCGGGAAACCCUCCCGAACAAUCUUUCCAGCAAGCUCCGCAGCUACGACGCGCCUCGACAGGAAGGAUCGCCAAUGCUCAUCGCCUCUCCUCUUGCAGAUAGCUGUUGCCUCACGUGGAGCCGCCGUCGAAGCCUAGCCAUAGCUAGGAUGACCAGAGCAAGUGAAGCUGAUGAAGAUUCGGUGCAGCACUGAGAGCCUUGACGAGAUACUUCGCGAGCUGGACUUAGACCCCUGCAUGACAUCGAUGGAAGCCGAAAGCCCUUGGAUGCUUGGACCAAGGGCUCGAGAACACCUACCCUGAG